Molecule: messenger RNA, 942 nt
Organism: Lodderomyces jiufengensis
Lineage: Eukaryota; Fungi; Ascomycota; Pichiomycetes; Serinales; Debaryomycetaceae
Gene: PAN6
Product: pantoate--beta-alanine ligase
Exons: 1
Coding region: 1-942 (313 amino acids)
Biological process (GO): pantothenate biosynthetic process
Molecular function (GO): pantoate-beta-alanine ligase activity
Source: RefSeq, a predicted model, not a curated record
AUGACUUCAUCAAGUAAAAUACAGAUACUAAGAACUGUACAACAAGUAAGACAAUGGAGACAUCAAUCACUAAUAAAUAAUCAGUCAGUAGGAUUUGUACCAACAAUGGGGGCAUUACAUCAAGGACAUUGUUCAUUAGUUGCACAAUCUUUAAAAGAAAAUGAUAAAACAAUAGUUUCAAUUUUUGUAAAUCCAUCACAAUUUGCACCUCAUGAAGAUUUAAAUAAUUAUCCAAGAACUUUAGAUAGAGAUUUAGAAAUUUUAUCUAAUCAAUUUAAAAAUAAAUCAAUUGAUGCUAUAUUUGUACCUAAAAUAUCAGAAAUGUAUCCUAAUGGAAUUGUAUUGGAAGUUGAUAAACAAAGAGGGACUUUUGUAACUGUACAUGGAUCAAGUGAACAAUUAGAAGGAGUUACAAGACCUCAAUUUUUCAGAGGUGUUGCUACUAUAGUAACUAAAUUAUUAAAUAUUGUUCAACCAACAAGAGUUUAUUUUGGUCAAAAAGAUGCACAACAAUGUGUUGUUAUCAAGAAUUUAGUAAAAGAUUUAAUAAUACCUACUGAAGUAAGAGUAAUGCCUACUUUAAGAGAAUCAAAUGGUUUAGCUAUGUCUUCGAGGAAUGAAUAUUUAUCGAAAGAAAUAAAAGAUAAAAGUUCAAUAAUUUAUAAAGCAUUAUGUAAUGGUGAAAAUUAUUAUAAUGACAAAAUAAUAAAUCAUAAUCAAAAUUCAGUUGAUUCCAAAAAAAUUAUAAAAGAAAUUUAUGAUUUAAUUAAACAAGAACCAGAUUUUGAUAUAGAAUAUAUUGCAGUAAGUCAUCCAGAGACAUUAGAAGAUUUAGAUCAAGUUACUCCUGGAUUAGGUGCAAUAGUUUCUUGUGCAGUAAAAGUUCCAAAAGAAAAUAGUAAUGAAAAAGCAAGAUUAAUUGAUAAUAUAAUUUUACAAUAA